CUCAAGACUAUUCAAGGAAAACAUUGAAAGCAUUCCGCAAAUAAGGAAGUCAGCAGAAUUAAAGGCGCCCCUGGAUGUGAAGUUUGUUCAAGCCUCAUCUAACAAUGGGUAUCUCAUUGACCCUGUUAGCGCUUGCUUGCGUCCUAAGGUUGAGCCUGGCAGUUUAUGUACAACAAUCGACCUCAGGCCCUGAUGGUCACCAUGUGAAAGCAUGCCCUCAAGGAUGUCAGUGCUUUCAUGAUGAUAUGACAGCAACCUGUGCAUUCAAAAGUUCUGCCAGUUACAAGCUUGACACCUUGUCACCAUGGAAACUGUUAGAACUUAGUAUCCAUAGCAACACUUUGUCAGGAAGUGAUGACAGUUCUCUGUACGAUUUGUUGUUCAAAGGAGUCUCAGUUACAGACAACAAUGUCAAACGUAUAUUUUCAAAAUUACAAACACUUGAAGUGAAAAAUAUUCCUUUAAAGAAAAUCUCAGAAAAUGAUUUGGUACACUUCCCUAAUCUUAAAGAGCUAACUUUAUCUGGGAAUAAAAUAAAGUAUAUAGAGCCAAAGGCGUUCCGAUGGUUGGGAAGUUUGCUACAAUUAAAUCUUGACGGAAAUGAACUAGCAGAGUUACCACAGGCACUAUUCCAAGGACUAAAUUCUUUAAAAUCACUUAAAUUGAACAAAAAUAGUUUAAGAAAUUUGCAAUCAAGCAACUUCAAUGGUCUUCAUAACUUGGAAACAUUAAAUGUUAACAGUAACAUGUUGCAACAAGUGGAGAAUUUCUUAUUAGGACUUAACAUAUCCUCUCUAAGGUCUCUUGAUAUGAGCAAUAACUUGUUGAGCUACAUCACAAACAAUUCUUCCUACCUGUUGUCUAAUUUUGCCAGCGUGGACAUCAGCCGGAAUAAGUUCCAGUGCACGUGUGCCUUGCAAACUCUGAUUGAGGUGUACCAUCGUAAUCAAACGGUCUUUAAGGGGGAGACGACAUGCGCUGGCCCCGCAGAGGUUAUGGGAUUUAAGUUUAGGGAUUUGAAUGUGUCAACUCUGCCAUGUAGAGGUGCUACUGUGGAAAGCAUUUCGCAACAUGCUGAAGUGCUAUAUCAGUCUGACUUUUCGCUAGAUUGCCAGGUCAGUGGGGAUUUGCCAAGAGUCGUGUACUGGAUAACGCCAUGGGGUGACAUGUUUACACAUGACUCAAGCAAGGUCAUGUUUCCUGGCAAAUAUGACCACAUGGUUUCAAACGCAGUUUACAGCAAACUGAACGUUAUUCUCACAUCUGAAGUGUUUAUCGAUUCCAACAACAGUUUGCAUAUUCAUGCUUUCCGAGGUUACUUCUCUGGGGAGCAUAUUUGUGUGGCAGAAAAUUUGGUUGGAAGUUCAAACAUGUCUGUCAGUCUUGCCAUUAGAUUAGAGCUGAAAGCUGUUUACAUAAGCAGCGUCUUCAUUGGUGCUUAUACCUCAGGUGCAAUUCUAGGCCUUGGAACGAUCAUUGGACUCCUGCGUCUUUUCGUCCACAAAUACUGCCAUUCCCAAGGCUGCAACUGCUGCUGCUGUUCUCACGACGAGCUGGAUGUUGUGAGCAAACACAAAACUGAUAACGGUGAUAUUGAAGUAACUUACGCUCACAAUGAAAGCAUAGGAUACAUCGACGACGAUGAGGACGAAUCUCCCAGCCCUAGUGAUCCGGGGUCGCCCCCAGAGGUCCCUGUGAAUUCUCCGAAUGUAAGGGGCUCUCCCAGCAAGUGUCAGACCCCUGGGGAGACAGAGGAACAAGAAAAGGGGUCACAGGACAUCUGGUCACAGCUGGAUGAAGUGAGGUCUCGACUCAAGUACGGGGCUGGCAAGAAAAUUGAGAAGGUCCGGUCACAUGUGAGGUCCAUCACAGAUACAGGCUCGUUGAAGAUCCGUGAAAUCAAGGACGCAGGCAGUAUGAAGAUCCAGUCCAUCAAGGAGACCAGUUCCCAUGCAGCCCAUGUCGCAAGGAAGACUGUCGUCAGUGGCAUGGAACAGGUGAAGUACAGUGUUCAGUCCAUGAAAGAGUUCUGUGGGACUGGCGACAUGGGACCGGGAACCAUCUCCAUGGUGUCUGUAUCCACGGACGUGGACACCACAGAAACAGUCAAGAUUGUGCGCUCUCACACCUUCGUGUGAACACAGUUGUCAUGGAAACAUGCACAUUUUCAAUUGUUACAAAACAUUCAUUCAGACUUGUUCUGGGAAAAUUGGGCAUAAUGCAGGUGCGUAAAGUGUUAUGCCACUUUAGCCUCUACACAGGCUAAUAUGGGAUGACCCAUUUUUGCCUGAACUUGAUUUUUUAUUUGAAGAAACUUCUUUUAAACAAAAAAAUGCCAUAAAAGCUGAAAGUGUCGUUCCUGAUGAGCCUGUGCACACUGCACAGGCUAACCUGUGAUAACAUUUUUCAGCAUUAAGCCCAGUUUACCCAGAGCGGUUAAAUAAUUAUUUUUUAUUCUGAAUCCACAAACAUAUCUUGAUUAAUUUUGUUAAUUUGAUUUGAACUCAAGCAAGGUCAAUAACACAUACAAACUGGCAUUUUGUUGGUGCAUCUGGUAUUCUGUCAGUUUUUCAUACACUGGAAUGAUUGUAACAGCCAAUCUGUUUGAUAUCCACUUAACUUGAGUAGGGCUAGACUUUAAGUGAAAUAGAAGGGUGCUGCACUCUGCUCCUUUUGGUGUCCCCAUUAUGUUCUUCUAGGUUGUUCAAUACGAAAAGGAAGAAAUCUUUUAAAAUUGAGAAUUAUUUUUUUUUUGAAACAAUACUAGGGUAAAUGGAUUAACUUUGCUUUAAACUCUUAUUUACAUGUGUAAGACUAAGACCCUAUAUAUAUUUUAGUAUAGCACUGGGAAAAUGGGGCUUUAUGAAUGUGAGUAAAGUGUCAUCCCAGAUUAGCCUGUGAAGUUUGCACAGGCUAAUCCGCCAUGACACUUUCAGCUUUUUUGUUCUCUUUGGUUUGAAGUCCCCUUUUAUCAAAAAUCAAGUUAAAGCAGAAAGUGUUUUUCUCUGAUAAGCCUGUGCAGACUGUACUGGCUAAUCUGGAAUGACACUUGACGCACAAAGUUGCACAUACAUUUAGCUGAUUUUUAGCCAGAGCAUGACUAAUAUCUAUUCAAGUACCGGAUAAUGUCACAAGUACCGGAUAAUGUCACAAGUACCGGAUAAUGUCACAAGUACCAGAUAAUGUCACAAGUACCGGAUAAUGUCACAAGUACCGGAUAAUGUCACAAGUAUAGUUCAUCUUUCCUACCUGCCCCUUGUGAGUACUUCAGCAUCUUGAACCUUUGGCAAUCCAAGAUCUCUACUUCAAUUAAUGUUUUACGUUAGCUGCUGAUACUUUUUAGACUUAUGCAAUUCCCGUUGUACAUAUUUUUUGUUCCAAACACAUACAAUGAACACUGUAUUAUGUGAAUUUGGAAUAAGACAUCAAACUGGGAAUGGGCAUCAUUUUGAUGAUUUUCUCAAACAAACUAUUCAUUUCAUGAUCUGUAUUUAUUUUUGUACUAUUUUAUGUAUACUUCAAGCUUAAUAAGCAAUUUUCUAUGACUUUUUCAUUAACAGUGAUUGUUUUCAUGCGCCGCAGUUUCAUUUUAUUAGGAUUUUUUAGCUCACCGUUGUGCUCAUGGGCUCAUGGUGAGCUGUUGUGAUCACCUUUUGUCCGUCGUCCGGCGUCAACAUUUGCCUUGUUAACACUCUAGAAGCCACAUUUAUUGUCCAAUCUUCAUGAAAUUUGGUCAGAAGAUUGGUCUCGAUUAUAUCUUGGAUGAAUUCGAAAUUUGUUACGUUUGCUUGAAAAACAUGGCUGCCAAGGGUCGGGGCAUUUUUCCGUAUAUGGCUAUAGUAAAAUCUUGUUAACACUCUAGAGGCCACAUUUAUUGUCUGAUCUUCAUGAAACUUAGUCAAAAGAUUUAUCCCAAUAAUAUCUUGAAUGAGUUCGAAAAUGAUGUCGGUUGGUUGAAAAACAUGGCUGCCAGGGGGCGGGGCAUUUUUCCUAAUAUGGCUGUAGUAAAACCUUGUUAACACUCUAUAGAGGCCACACUUAUUUUCCGAUCUUCAUGAAACUUGGUCAGAAGAUUUGUCCCAAUGAUAUCUUGGAUGAGUACCAAAAUGGUCUUGGUUGCUUUAAAAACAUGGCCACCAGGGAGCAGGGCAUUUUUCCUUAUAUGGCUAUAGUAAAACCUUGUUAACACUCCAGAGGCCACAUUUAUUGUCCAAUCUUCAUGAAAUUUGGUCAUAAGAUUGGUCUCAAUGAUAUCUUGGAUGAGUUUGAAAAUAAUUAUGUUUGCUUGAAAAACAUGGCUUCCAAGGGGCGGGGCAUUUUUCCUUAUAUGGCUAUAGUAAAAUCUUGUAAACACUCUAGAAGCCACAUUUAGUGUCCGAUCUUCAUGAAACUUGGUCAGAAGAUUCAUCCCGAUAAUAUCUUGGAAGAGUUAAAAAAUGAUGCCGGUUGGUUAAAAAACAUGGCUGCCAGGGGGCGGGGCAUUUUUCCUUAUAUGGCUAUAGUAAAACCUUGUUAACAGUCUAGAGGCCACAUUUAUUUUCCGAUCUUCAUGAAACUUGGUCAGAAGAUUUGUCCCAAUAAUAUCUUGUUAUCUCAGGUGAGGGAUUUUGGGCCUUCAGGCCCUCAUGUUUUUAAAUCUAUAAAAAAAUCCAGUUUUGUAGUAAAAUCAAUUUAAAUGAUGUUAUUAUACAUGCAAGUUUAUUUUUUAAUUAUUAUUUGUAAAACUAAAUAUUCAAUACUUUCCCAAAUUGAUGUCUUAUUCCAACUUCACAUAAAACUGUGUUAAUGUAUGUAAAUCAAAUAUGUCAUAUUUGCAUCAUGCUUAAUUGGCAUAACAUAAUCAGAGCUAGGAUGGUGGAGUUUUAUGAUUAUAAUAUAUGCUUGCUGUCACUUUAAGUGAAUGAUUGCAAUUGUUAACACAGAUGCUACCCUAUUUGUGCAUUUGAUUUUUUUUUCUUAUUAUCUUGACACUUUUGAGAAAAUUUAAAAUGGAGGAAUUACUGGGUACAGAUGAUAUUUUCUUAUAUUAUUGAAAAUCAAGUUCAUUAAUAAUUGAUAUUUGUUUAUGAACAUUUAAUGUCAUUAAAUAACAUGUGCUACAUU
Messenger RNA from Dreissena polymorpha, 5103 nucleotides. Its product is annotated as leucine-rich repeat and fibronectin type III domain-containing protein 1-like protein. The record is from RefSeq and is a predicted model, not a curated record. The transcript is spliced from 4 exons. The coding region runs from base 105 to 2138 and encodes 677 amino acids. Gene Ontology annotation, molecular function: protein binding. Lineage: Eukaryota; Metazoa; Mollusca; Bivalvia; Myida; Dreissenidae.